GGGCAGACGGGGGUGGUGCCGGCUCGGCUCCAGUCGCCUCUCGCGGGAGGAAGAGGAGGAUGCGGGCGAGUGCAGAAUGGAAACAGACUAUAAUCCCAUGGAACUAAGCAGUAUGUCAGGAUUUGAAGAAGGUUCAGAGCUUAAUGGCUUUGAAGGAACUGAUAUGAAAGACAUGAGGCUCGAAGCUGAAGCAGUGGUAAAUGAUGUUCUCUUUGCUGUUAACAACAUGUUUGUCUCAAAAAGCCUGCGCUGUGCAGAUGAUGUGGCCUAUAUCAAUGUGGAAACGAAGGAAAGAAACAGAUACUGCCUGGAACUCACUGAAGCAGGUCUUAAGGUGGUAGGUUAUGCUUUUGACCAGGUAGAUGAUCAUUUACAGACUCCCUACCACGAAACAGUCUACUCCUUGUUGGAUACGCUCAGCCCCGCUUACCGGGAAGCAUUUGGAAAUGCACUCCUUCACAGACUGGAAGCUUUGAAAAGGGAUGGACAGUCAUGACUAAGCUUUUUCCUUUCAGAGGGGGCUGCUGCUGGUACAGAAUGUUGACAAAAAGCUUGAAAUUCUUGCAUAUGUCAUAGUAGAAAAUGUACCUUUGGUUUUGUAUCUUUAUCACUUGCUUCAAAUUUAGGCUCUUGACUCAGAACAUUAUUGACUAAUGAAUUGUCUUGGUUUCUUAUUCAUUAAGGGAAUUCUGAGGCCAUUCCUAUGACACCAUCAUUAACACAUUCAAAUUUUUUCAUUUAUCUCUGCAUUUCAAAACCUAAUCAGUAUUUCAUUCUCUUAUUAUAGGGCUUUGAUGCUGCCAGCACUCUCUUUUACAUAGGAAGUUACAUAGGAUUUGCACAACAAUAUAGGAAUUAGAAUUACCUAAUUUCAAACUUUGAUUCAGCCUGCUAAAUCAGGCAUUUACUACUAGCUUGGACUGACUCUAUAUUAAUUAUUUUGCUAUUAGCCUUAUUGGAAACAAAUUAUCAACUAGUUUCCCCUGCACAAAUUUUGAAAUUCACUGCUUCACUUAAUCUAUUUAUAUUAGUAAUAUGGAUUGAUAAAGAUUAAUUAAUUAUAUAUUACUUAACUCUAGUAUUAAGUGCAAAACAGGUACUGAAAUAGUUCUUAUUCCUUAUUUGCAACAGCCAGCCAACUAAGCAGAGGAUAAAACCGUUAGCAAAUGAAUGUAAUAAUUACUUGUUUCCAAGAUAACCUAAAGCACAUAAGCAAAUACAGGAACAGGUUCCAUUCUUUUUCUUAAAAAGCAUCGUCAAUGUGUGUGAUUUAAAAGAAAGAUUCUGGUUUCCUAGAAAACAAUAUUUUGGCCUGUGUUGAUUCUUAUUCUGAAUGUUUGUUUACAUAAUAUAUAGUGUAUAUUCAGAAAGUAUUUUUGCUUCAACGUUUACCUUCUAUAAUGUAGUGCUUUGUUAUUCCCACAGCACCCCUCCUUCCCCAACAGAUGUACAGUGUUCUGUCUCAGUGCUAAAUGUGCAAUGUAAUAUGAGUGCACUGAAUAGGUUUGAAACCAAAGGAUGAAUGAAGCAUUCAGAGACUUAAUAUUUGAAAAAUGGAUACUCUGUAUUUUAUAUUUUAUUACAGGUACUGAUAUUUAUAAACCUAAUAAAUUGUACCAUGCUGCUGCAUGUUUUCAAGUACAUGUUGAACAAUAAGGAUUUGGGGAGUUAUGUUUUUUUAAAUUGCCUAAAGCAGCUGCUGUAGGAAUGUUGAACUAAAAUUCUGCAUCUGGACACAACUUCAUAAAUUUGUCAUUUGCAGAUUUGUUUAUUUAAAAAUAGGUACUUUUAGGCUCCGAAGAUCAUGUGGACCAGAGCAACUUAAAGUUCAGUUUGUGUCAUUAUGCAUUGUCAAACUUAUUUGGAAUGCUUUAAUUAUGUUUUGUAAUGCAUGUUCAUUUUCAUCUUUAUUUUCAGAUGCUUAUUAACUGUUUGGGCAAUGAAGUCUAACUUCAGGUGAACUUUCAUGAUUAAUC
This is a messenger RNA of Cynocephalus volans (Philippine flying lemur), 1976 nucleotides long. RefSeq names its product GSK3B interacting protein (gene GSKIP). Gene Ontology annotation, biological process: regulation of canonical Wnt signaling pathway. Bases 77 to 496 code for a protein of 139 amino acids. The record is from RefSeq and is a predicted model, not a curated record. The transcript has 3 exons. Gene Ontology annotation, cellular component: cytoplasm. Lineage: Eukaryota; Metazoa; Chordata; Mammalia; Dermoptera; Cynocephalidae. Gene Ontology annotation, molecular function: protein kinase A binding; kinase regulator activity.